GCGGCUGGCGGAGGGCGCGCCGGGCAGCGGUCGCCGGCAGCCGGACCAUGCUCAGUGGAGCACGCGGCAGGCUGGCCUCAGCGCUGCGGGCGUCCGGGGUCGGCCGUCUGGGUCUCGGCCCUCGGCCCUCGGCAGAUCGGAGCGAGCAGCCGCCCAGCGCCUUCGACCCGGCGCUGCUGGAGUUCCUGGUGUGCCCCCUGUCCAAGAAGCCGCUCAGAUAUGAAGCAUCAGCAAAUGAAUUAAUUAAUGAAGAGCUGGGAAUAGCCUAUCCAAUCAUUGACGGGAUUCCUAAUAUGAUACCACAGGCCGCAAGGAUGACCCAUCAAGAUAAGAAGCAAGAAGAACCGGAGCAGCACUAG
Messenger RNA from Lepus europaeus (European hare), 359 nucleotides. Its product is annotated as protein preY, mitochondrial-like. Lineage: Eukaryota; Metazoa; Chordata; Mammalia; Lagomorpha; Leporidae. The transcript has a single exon. Bases 48 to 359 code for a protein of 103 amino acids. The record is from RefSeq and is a predicted model, not a curated record.